This is a messenger RNA of Ornithorhynchus anatinus (platypus), 4622 nucleotides long. It is a transcript of the gene UBAP2, whose product is annotated as ubiquitin associated protein 2. The transcript has 30 exons. Gene Ontology annotation, molecular function: protein binding. Lineage: Eukaryota; Metazoa; Chordata; Mammalia; Monotremata; Ornithorhynchidae. The record is from RefSeq and is a predicted model, not a curated record. The coding region runs from base 247 to 3696 and encodes 1149 amino acids. Gene Ontology annotation, cellular component: nucleus; cytoplasm.
GGCGGGAGCCCCGGGGGGGGCGUCCUCUGUCUCGGUUGGUGAUUUGCUUGAGCAAAAGAUGUCACUGCUCCGGCAGUGGAAAUCAGAGCCGGAACCCAACUCCUCCCACCCGCUCAACCAGGGGCCGGUUGUGGAGACAGAAUCCAGGCUCCUUCGUUAGCGGAGUCAGUUCAGGUCAGAGAUGAAGGGAGGCUUUAACGUGAAGGUUUUCUAUUUUGUACAUACACUGUUUUGUAUAUACUGUAUAUGAUGACGUCGGUGGGCAGUGAACGCUCCCGGGGCACUCGGGACAAAACUCCGAUUUCAACCACCCCGACGACACAGCCACAGAAACAAGUAGUCCAGGCAACAGCCGAACAGAUUCGCCUUGCUCAAAUGAUCUACGAUAAGAACGACGCAGAGUUUGAAGACAAAGUUAAACAGCUUAUGGAGGUGACGGGGAAAAACCAGGAUGAGUGCCUAGUGGCCCUCCAUGACUGUAAUGGUGAUGUGAACAGAGCCAUCAACAUAUUGCUGGAAGGGAAUUCUGACACGACAUCCUGGGAGACGGUGGGAAAGAAGAGGAGUCUGGGCAAAGAGAGCUCAGAGAACAAAGAGAACAGAGAGAAGAGGGGCGACAGAGAGACGAGCCGUGGACGUGGCGGGACCCAUCGACGGGGAAGAGGCAGCGGUCGUGCCCGCGAGUUCAGAGCCGAGGAGAACGGAGUGGACAGCAACCAAGGGGAGAGGCCCUCAGAUCGUGGCAAGCGUGGCCGUGGGAGAGGAUUUGGACGAGGCAGAGGCAGAGGGGCAGGGAGGUUCUCAGCCCAAGGCAUGGGGACAUUUAACCCUGCAGAUUAUACAGAUUCUUCUGCCGCUGAUGGCUUUGGGGCGAAAACAGAUGCUUGGGAAAGUGGUCAGAAUGAUGCCGAGGAUGGAAUGGAGCCCGCCCAGGGUGGACAUAACCUUGUGCAAGAACUGCCAAGUAAAAAUAAUUUUGGACUCAAAGGGGCGUGGAAGAACGCGAUAGAAGAAUGGACGGCAGAAGACUGGAAUGAAGACCUUUCGGAAACGAAGGUCUUCACUGCUUCAUCUGUUCCGGCGGAGAAUCACGUCACCCCUGGCCAGAGCAUUGACCUGGUGGCCCUGCUCCAGAAGCCCGCUACUUCCAGCCAAGAGACGGAGGUCAACUCCUUUGACCCUCCUCAACAACAGAGCUUCGGACAGGCGCUGGUCUUCACCAACUCUCAACACAACACUCAGAUGGCCACGGGAACCGGCGGCUCCAACACCGUCAAUUCCUACUCUCCUCAAAGUCUGUCUUCAGUUCUUGGAUCUGGGUUUGGAGAACUUGGCUCUUCGAAAAUGGCCAACUCGACUGGUUCCCAGAUCUUGGACCAGUUGAAAUCCCCUAGUUUGGGCCAGUUCACUCCCCAGAGCUCCCAGCAAAGCAGCAGCCCUCCCACCACCACUUCCUCCUGGGAUCUGAAGCCCCCCGUUCCCCAGUCCUCGGUUCUCAGUCAAUUUGACUUCAAAUCUCAGCCUGAGCCAUCCCCAGUCCUGAGCCAGUUGACCCAACGGCAGCAACACCAGACCCAGGCGGUCCCCGUCCCCCCUCCGGGGUUGGAGACCUUCUCCCAGGUCAAACUCCGAGAGCCAUCGCCUGUAGACAAUGCCACCGCCGUGAACAAAAUGCUGCAACUCCCCAGCAUGUCUGUGGAAAGCCAAGUGGUCUCUGCCCAACAAACACAACCAAAACAGAUCAAACCACCAAAACGGAGGAUACCUCCAACUUCAAAGAUCCCUUCAUCCGCAGUGGAAAUGCCUGGCUCAGCUGACGUCACGGGGUUAAAUGUUCAGUUUGGAGCCCUGGAAUUUGGAACAGAACCCUCUCUCCCUGAAUUUGGAUCAGCUCCAAGCAGUGAAAGUAGUAAUCAGGCCUCUAUCAGCUUGUAUUCGAAACCUGUAAGUGAUCCUUUGAAUACCUCUUUGCCAAUAUCCAAUACAGUACAGGAGUCCACUUACACAACCUCCGUCAUCACCUCUUCCAGUUUGGCCAGCUCCUGCCAGAGCACUAGCCCCGUAACCACAUCUUCCUACGACCAGACUUCUGUGCAUAGCAGGAUAGCAUACCAAAGCUCCAUGGCUCCAUCCGAGGCCGCCCCGGCCGCUGUCACGAAUGGACACAGUGGUGUUCGAACACAGCAGACUCUAGACACUACGUCAUCCGUCCCGUCGCCGAAGACCACCGAUCCCUCUCCCGCGUUGCCAGCGGCGGGGUCUCUGCCCAGCACGGCUUCCACCACCCCGCUUCUGCCUUCAGCUCCACAGCACACAGCCACGCUGCCCUCCUUAGCCCAGGCCAGCGACCUGUCCAGCAGCUCCCUCUCUCAGCUGAGCAGUUCACUCUCCAGUCAUCAGAACAGCCUUUCUUCAGCAGCAGCACUGUCGUCUAGCACUUCACACACACAUCCGGGGGCCGAGAACAACGCCGCCGCCGCCCUCCCGUCCUCCGCCGCCACCACCACUACCUUCUCUCCGGCCGCCACCUCCGCCACGAGCACCACAUCUUCCGUCGUCAGCAUGGCCAGCAGCAGUAUGAACACUACAAACAGCUUGGGGCUGAGUGUGCCCAGCGCAUCCAUGCCAAGCGCCACCACCCGCGCUGCGCCCUUGGUGUCUUCAGGCAAAGCUCCCCCGAACCUGCCGCAGGGAGUCCCGCCGCUGUUACACAACCAGUACAUCGUGGGCCCCGGAGGACUCCUGCCUGCCUACCCACAGAUUUAUGGUUACGAUGAUCUCCAGAUGCUCCAAUCCAGGCUGCCAAUGGCACCUCCUCUUCUGAUGACUCCUUUUCAGGACUAUUACGGGAUCACCUUCCCCGCUCCGGCAACCCUCACGGGCCGAGACGGCGGCCUCGCCAGCAAUCCGUACUCAGGUGAUGUAAGUAAGUUCGGCAGGGGAGACUCGGCGUCGCCGGCUCCCGCCACCACCCUGGCCCAGCCGCAGCAGAACCAGUCCCAGAGUCACCACACGGCCCAGCAGCCCUUCCUCAACCCCACGCUGCCGCCCGGCUACAGCUACACCGGCCUGCCCUACUAUGCCGGCGUCCCGGGGGUGCCCAGUGCCUUCCAGUACGGGCCGACCAUGUUUGUCCCCCCGGCGUCCGCCAAGCAGCACGGCGUGAGUCUCGGCACGGCCACUACCCCGUUUCAGCAGGCCGGCGGCUACGGCCAGCACGGCUACGGAGCAGGUUACGACGAUCUGACGCAGGGGACGGCGGCGGGAGACUACGGUAAAGGAGGAUACAGCGGCUCAUCUCAAGCACAAAACAAGUCUGCUGGGCCCGGGCCCGGGAAAGGGGUGACAGUAACCUCAAGUAACACAGGUGUGCCUGACCUCACGGGCUCGGCCUACAACAAGACUCAGACGUUUGACAAGCAGGGGUUCCACGCGGGGACCCCGCCGCCGUUCAGCCUGCCUUCCGCCCUGGGGUCCACGGGGCCCCUGAACCCCGGCGCGGCCCCGGGCUACGCCCCGGCCCCGUUCCUGCACAUCCUGCCGGCCCACCAGCAGCCGCACUCGCAGAUGCUGCACCACCACCUGCAGCAGGACGGACAGGGGGGCUCGGCCCAGCGCAGCCAGCCCAGCUCCAUGCAGCCAAAGUCUCAGGCCAACAAGAGCGCGUACGGCAGCUCUCCGUACUGGACGAACUGAGGCGCGGAGAGGUGCGGCCCAGCCCCCGACGCCCGGCCCCGCCUGGACCCCAGCCUGCUCCCGGACCAGCGGCGACAGAGGAAGAAGUAACCGUGAGCCCGGACGUCUCCGUGGGGGCCGCCGCCCCCCGCCCCGCCGCCGCGGGCCUCGGUCCCCGCCCGCCCCCACCGAACCUCCCCCUUUGAUUUGCUGUUGUAUGUAAUAUAUUUAUGUAUGUAUUUGUAAAUGUAAUAGAAGCCUAAAUGUGGUGUCUGCCGCCCGCAGCCUUUUUUCUCUGGGUGGGGGUAGUGAAUCUCCUCCUCUCCCCCUCCUCCUCUCCCCCCACCCCUCUGCCCCAACCUGGGGGGUGCGGGCUCUGUGCCGUCCCCGAGGCGCGGGGGCCCGCGGGGGCGGGGGGCGGGCGGCCCCGGCACCGCACCCCCUCCCCCCAACCUGAGGUCGGGCGACCGCUGACCUGGCCAAAGCAAGAAGCCUCUGACCCCACAGCUGCCCCCAGCCUCCGGACUCUCCUUCCCACCGUUACUUCGAAGAACUUAAUUUUUCAGCCUGUCACGGGACCGACCGGGGCCGGAGUGGGGGAGUGACGCCCCGCCGCCGGGGGCCGCCGGCCACCCCGCUUUUCUUUUCGAGCCGGGGGCCGCCAGGGUCGCUGGGGGCCGGCGGCAGCUCCGAAACUCUUUUCGUACCUAGAGGCUCCCCGGACGUAGCGGUUCCUUGACUUCGAUCUCAGCCGCGGCUCCGGCCCGCGGCGGGGGAGGCGGGCCGGCCUCCCUCCUCUCCUCCCUGGGUCCCUCCCGUCCCGUCCCGUCCCGGCCCCGCGCGGGCCCGCCGGAGGAAGCGGCUCGGCCCCCGACGCCCGGCACCGGUUUGGUGACUUGUUUCAGUUCUUUUUAGCCCUUAUCCACCCAAUAAAGUUCUGAGAGUAA